Labrus mixtus (cuckoo wrasse) is the source of this 7666-nucleotide messenger RNA. RefSeq names its product tensin 2a (gene tns2a). The coding region runs from base 219 to 5381 and encodes 1720 amino acids. The transcript has 29 exons. Lineage: Eukaryota; Metazoa; Chordata; Actinopteri; Labriformes; Labridae. Gene Ontology annotation, biological process: peptidyl-tyrosine dephosphorylation. The record is from RefSeq and is a predicted model, not a curated record. Gene Ontology annotation, molecular function: protein tyrosine phosphatase activity; protein binding.
CUGUCCCUGUAACCGGACUGAACGAGAGCCAGGAAAAGGGGAAGGGCCUCCCUCUCCUCCUCUCUCCAGCUGACAAAAACAGCUGCCCAGGAGAACUGGCUGGAGAGCGUUUUAGAGGAGCUCGAGGGAGAGAGGAGGAGGGAGGACAGAGAGGGAGAGAGGAGGAUUUAAAAAAAAAAAAAAAAAAGUCCCCAGAGUUCAGGACCCGUUUCACCUUUAUGGGUUGCGUCCUGAGCUCGGACUGGUGUGGGGAGGAAGAGGUGCUGCCGGUGGUCAGGAGCUCGUCUCUGAAGACAAGGAGCCUGGAGAGGAGGGAGAGCGUCAGGAUGAGGCUGACCAAGGGGGGGAAGGGGGAGCCCCACGUCUUCAAGGAGAAGACCUUCAAGAAGAAGCGACAGUGCGGCGUGUGUCGUCAGAACAUCGACAACAUCGGCUCCUUCUGCAGAGUAUGCAAGACAGCCACCCACAGGAAGUGUGAGGCCAAGAUGACCUCGGCCUGCAUCCCAGCUCCCUCCAAUGAUCUGCAGCGCAGAGGGACUGCUCCUUCUCGACACACCCAGCACCUGGGUUCCACAAAGUCUCUGACCUACACCAAACAGAGAAACACCCUCCCAAGGAGCUUCAGCGUGGACCGCGUGAUGGAGAGAGUGAUGGAGCGCCACUACGACUUCGACCUGACCUACAUCACCGAGAGGAUCAUCUCCGUCUUCUUCCCCCCGAAGCUCGAAGAGCAAAGAUACCGCAUCAACCUGAAGGAGGUGGCAGCUAUGCUCAAGUCUAAACACCAGGACAAAUUCCUGCUUCUGAACCUCUCCGAGAGACGGCACGAUAUCACCAGACUAAACACAAAGGUUCAUGACUUCGGCUGGCCAGACCUCCACGCCCCUCCUCUGGAUAAGAUCUGUGCCAUAUGUAAAACCAUGGAGACGUGGCUGACCUCCGACCCCCAGCACGUGGUGGUCCUACACUGCAAGGGCAACAAAGGUAAAACAGGAGUAAUCAUUGCAGCCUACAUGCACUACAGCAAGAUCUCUGCAGGGGCGGAUCAGGCUCUCAGUACUCUCGCCAUGAGGAAGUUUUGUGAAGAUAAGGUGUCCUCUUCCCUCCAGCCGUCCCAAAACAGGUAUAUCUAUUACUUUGGAGGACUUCUGUCUGGGGCGAUCAAGAUGAACAGCAGUCCUCUCUUCCUCCAUCAAGUCCUCAUCCCAUCACUCCCCAACUUUCAGGGUGAAGGAGGUUACUUCCCUUUCUUGAAGAUCUACCAGUCCAUGCAGUUGGUGUACACUUCAGGCAUCUAUGACCUUCAAGGCACCGGAGGCAGGCGGUUGAGUGUGACCAUUGAACCAGCGCUGCUGCUAAAGGGGGACAUCAUGGUCAAAUGCUACCACAGGCAAGCUCAGAGUGCCAACAGAGACACGGUGUUCAGGCUGCAGUUCCACACCUGCACCAUCCACGGAUCCCAGCUCUGGUUUGGCAAAGGGGAGUUGGAUGAAGCUUGUUUAGAUGAGCGUUUUCCAUCUGAUGCCACAGUGGAGUUUGUCUUCUCCUCCGGACCUGAGAAAAUGAAAGGCCGUGAGUACCAGAAGAACGACCCAGCUGUAACGGUCGACUACAACACGGCUGACCCAGUGGUUCGCUGGGAUUCCUAUGAGAACUUCAACCAAAGAUACCAGGACAGCCUGGAGGAUAUCGCCCACACCAGAGGUCCUUUGGAUGGUAGUCUCUACGCUCAGAUAAAGAAGCGCCGAGGUCCUGGCUCUGGUUCUCUCAGCUCAACCAAUGGCAGCAGCCCAGCAGGAGGCCUCGCAGAAGAUAGGCCUGAUCAUCUCAUCCCUCAAGGCUCUGGCUCUGCCCUCUCAGCCCAUUCCCUCCAUCUGAAUCAGUCAUCAAUCCACCCCGAAUGCUCGGAGGAGUCGGUUCGCCCUCCGCCCCCUACCCGACAGGAGAGAGAGGAUCUUGAACGUCUUCUUGGAGGGAUCGAGGGAAAUCGAGACGGAGAGCGUGAGACGGCCAUCUUGGAUGAUGGAGAUUCUUUGCCCUCUGAGGGGACUGGGACGCUGAGUCGGCUCAGUCGGUCCUGCUCCUGCCGGAAUGGUUACCGGUCUCAACGCUGUGCCGAGCCUGGCUGCGACCGCACCCUCCUCAUGCCUAAUGGUUAUUGCCUGGAUCGGGCUCCUGGUACCAACGGGCACCACGGGGCUACACCUUCCGCCAGCCCCAAUCCAGCCGCUCCUCCGUCACACAUGGAUCUGUGCCAGCACUACAGCCCCCACUCCCACCAGUCUCUUCCACCUCCAGACCUAGUGUGGGACCGCCAGAGUGGCCCUCCGCAUUACCUGCACCGCUCCUGCUCCGAGGCUUCCUCAUCUCGACACAUCUGUCCGUACCCAUCUCCAGACCUCACCACUCACCCCCACAACCACCUGCAUCAUCACCCUCUGUCUGCCCCGGCUCGCGUCUACUGUCGGGAAGACGACUUUGGUCCCUUCCACCAUCCCCCUCCACCUCACAGCCACCAUCACCCCCACCCACACCACCCCAAACCUGCCACAAGCCCUACGUAUCACGACAUAAUGCUGAUGGAUGGUCUGCCUCCACCUGGCUGUCCGUGCAGAGACUGCAACAUCAGGAGGGAGGACUCUGCGGCGUACCACACCCUGAGGCUGGACCGCAGUGAAAGCUUCCACUGGGACAGAGAGGCAGAGGUGGGGCUAAGGAGAGCUAGGGAGGCAGAGUUACCCCGCGGAUCAGAGCUCCAAUGGGAGAGGGAUCCAGGGCUGAGACGAGGCAGAGACUUGUCCCUCCACUGGGAGAGAGACAGGGAGGCUGAGCUGCAAUGGGAGAGGGAUAGAGAGGCUGAGUAUUGGCACAGGAGGGCCACUGUAGCCUCCUACGGCCCGCAGGGUCACGACCUUCCAGCCUUCACAUUUGACCCUCUGCCAUCAGGUCAUCCAGCUUACCCAGAGGCAUCAAGGUCCCAUGCUCACUCUCAACUGGAUCUGAAGUACAGCAGCAGCAGCAGCGGUUACCAAACGCCCCGGCAGGUGUGCCCCUGCUCGCCUUACCAGCCGUCGCCAUCUGAAAGCAGAGGCUACGGCUCUGGCUACCAGUCUGAGUCCACGUCCCCGCUGCCUAUGGGUUCCUGCAGCCAUAGCAACGGGCAAGCUGACCACAGCCAUAACCACCACCAUCACCAUCCAGAGUCACAGCAGUCAUACGGCUCUGACUCACACACUGAUGGCCUUCGUAGUUCUGGCGAGAGUGUGGGCUGGAGGGAUCACAUAACUCAUGGUUCUUUUAAGAGAGCCCACAGAGACGUACACGCUGCCUGCUCCACUCCGUCUGACAUGUCUGGACCGUCCACUCCCGUCCACACAAGCAGCCCGCUACGCACGAGGGAAAGCCCCAGUCCAGGAGGGAGAGAGUAUGAGAUCCGGACCACUGACAUCAUCGGCAGUGACUGCGAGGGUUCCCCUCCCCAGGACAGACACUUUCAUCCCCAAACUAUCGUCCCGGAAAACCAAAGAAGCAGCACAGAGCCAUCAUCCAUGCCUCAGGUGGCAAAAGACUCUCAGUCACACCCAACCACACCUUUACAAACAGAACCCCACAAUCACUGCGCUGCACCAGCAGAACAGCACCGUGUCCCAGAAACACCAUCAGCUUUGUCAGUACAGAACACUUCUUCUGUUGACUCUGCAACGCCAACCACGUCAAACCAGGGACUCUGCCAGGCUCCUUCAUCCCCAAUCCAUGCUGCUCCUGCACCAGAUACAAACUCCCAACACAGACCUCUUACUAUUCAAACCCCCAAUCCUUCAGAAGCUGCUGCACUGGCUCAGUCUGUGUCCCAGCCUCAGAGCCAGACACAAACUCAAAACAUUGAAUUGACAAGAACGACCCCAGCAGAAGUCAUUGGAUCUUCUCCAACCAACGCAUCUCACCCUGAAGCCCCCAAACCAACCAUGACUCCUUCCCCCAAUGCCACAUCUGCCAUUGCAUCUCCAUCAUCCCCCCAGCCUGCCUCCUGUAGUACGGAGGGCUCCCCGGUCUCUGACACCCCGGUUCCUGGCUUUGCCACUUUGAGUAGGAGGUUGAUGUUGAGUGCGUCUGACUCCCACAAUCCAAACCACAUCCAGGAGCAUGGACCCCCACACCACCAUUACCCGGGCAUGGAGCACAGCCCUGCCAGACAAAAUCCAUCUCUCGACAACAACAAGAGGCCAUGCUACUCCAGUCCGACUCCUCAGCUCCAUUCGUCCUCCUACUCCAACUACUCCACUAUCUCCAUCCCCCUUCCUCACCCGCAGCCGCCUUUGCCCGAGAAGCGUCACCUGCCAACCCAACCAGGUUCACCUAACGAGGCGGUAGGAAGUCCAAAGCCAGCUGUGAGUCAUAUACCUGCCUCCACCACCAGCAACGCCCAACAUCAGCACCAUGUCACAUUCUCUCCUACCGUGGGGGAAAUUGCUCCCCCUGCAGGCCAGAAUGAUAGAGAAACAGCCAUUGAGACAGAGAACAGGGUCAGUGUGAAGUUUGUUCAGGACAGCUCAAGAUUCUGGUACAAGCCUGGCAUCUCCAGAGAGCAAGCAAUCGCAGGUCUGAAGGAGAGAGAGCCAGGAACCUUCCUGAUCAGGGACAGUAACUCUUUUCAGGGGGCCUACGGCCUGGCCCUGAAGGUGGCUACUCCUCCCGCCAAUGUCAACAACCACAGCAGCAAAGUGAACGACCCUCUGGAACAGCUGGUCAGACACUUUCUAAUAGAAACAGGCCCUCGAGGAGUGAAGAUUAAAGGCUGUCAGAAUGAGCCUUACUUUGGGAGUCUGUCUGCGCUGGUUUACCAACACUCCAUCACACCCAUCUCAUUGCCCUGCACGCUAAAGAUCCAAGAAAAAGAUCUGAUCGGAGAGGUGCAGGAGGUUCAACCAGUGAGUAACAUCAGCACGGCUGCUGACCUGCUGAAACAAGGAGCAGCAUGUAACGUCCUCUACCUGAACUCUGUGGAAACAGAGUCUCUGACCGGCCCCCAGGCCAUCGCCAAGGCAACAGACGCUUCCCUCGGUCGUAAUCCGCGUCCUGCUGCAACUGUCGUCCAGUUCAAGGUGACGUCGCAGGGCAUCACACUGACUGACAGCCAACGCAGGGUUUUCUUUAGGAGACAUUACCCGGUGAACAGUGUAACUUUCAGCAGCAUCGACCCUAAAGACAGGAGGUGGACUAAUUCAGACAACACCACCGUUAAGGUGUUUGGUUUUGUAGCCAAGAAGCCGGGCAGCGUGGCAGAGAACGUUUGCCACCUGUUUGCAGAGCUGGACCCCGAACAACCUGCGUCUGCUAUCGUCAACUUUAUCAACAAGGUCAUGUUGUCACAGCGCCGAUAGAGGGAGACAAAGACACAGACACAAACUCAGCAGAUUGAAGACAAUACUGACAAGUUACUAUUGUUCAGUAAUGGCCUAGUAUUGCUGUUUUCUGAAUAAGUGCCAUAAUACUAUGCCAUAACUAAUUUACCACACACAGAGUUUCUUAUUAUUGGUGUUGAGACAUUUUGAAGGCGAUUUAAAAUCUUAGUCCAUGAUCCAGACUGAUUGUUUUUCCACUCGGUCUAAUCCUAAACAAGGAUUGGUUGGCAGUGUAACUCUACGUUUCAUUUGUGAUGAAUGGGUCAGUGUUUUUGAAUGAAAAAUAAAUUACAGAACACAGAGUUUCAAAACCUUGAUGUUAUCCGUAGACGAGGAGGUGUCAGAGGAGACCUCCAUUAUGCUUUGAGCAUAAACAUCAACCAGGGGCCUGUACCAUCAGGAACGAUUAGUGGAUUAUUCAUUUAGUUUUCAGUAUAUUUCAUGUUUUCUGAACAUUUACAUAUUUAAAGGUACAGACACAGAAACAGCCUGUUCCGAGCAGGGCUGAAAUAGAGGGGUUUAUAGGCAUGAUCAAAUACAGGAUAAUAUGUGACCUUUAACAUAUAAAACAUCAAUUAUUAUGUGUAGUAUUUUAAAAACUAUCUUGAUAUUUUCUUAAACCCAUAGCCUAAUUGGAGUGUUUGUUUCUCAAAUUUCUCCUGAAAUGUUCCUUAAGCUCUCAAAUCACUGUUACUUCAUCAGCUUCUUACGGCCUCUGAUGAUCUUUUAAGGUCAUUUUAUGAUUUAGUUUAGUUUAGUAUUUGAGACAUAUUGCUCCUUUAAUGUGUUCAAUCAUUCAUUUUAUUUAAUUUUUCACCAAAGAGAGUUUGAACAACAAUGAACUCAUGGUUUGAAGUGGAGUGUAAUGACAGUUCCGGGUUAGUCAAAUCUGAAAUACCAACCAAGUUUUAGAGUUUUAUGUCACUUUGUUUGACACUUAAGUUUUAAAUCAUUCAUGUUAGAGAGGAAUAGACUCAUCUGAAGACAAGUUUUCUUGUACAAUUUGUUCAUGUGAUGCUAUAUUCGAUAAUGCAGGUUUGUUAUCAGAGCUGGAUUGGAAAACCCAGAUCGAAUGAACAUCCAGCUCAUGAUAAAAGUUAUCAAGCAUCAGCAACAUUAAGCCAGACUAAGUUGAACUUCAUGACACAGGCUCCUGGUUGAUUGAAGGUUAUAAGCAGCUUUCUUAAAAACAGUAUCUUGUUCUGUUUUGUGCCGAGUGUAACAAUGGAAGUCAAACUUAAAGCAGCUUCGAGGACACACAGACGGUGUGGAGAGGUUACAAAGAGGAGGUUUGGUUGCACUGUUUCUGGACAACAAAGCCCUCAUAAUGUUUGAUAUUAAGACAUCAAUAAUAACUGUAGGUAUAAACAGUGAGUGUAUAUUUUAUGUAAUGCUCCUAUUUUGUUCUCUGUAUAAAACGGACCAAAGCCCUGAGGAUGUAAUUCAGUCUGUGUAAGAUGUUCAGGUGUUCAGAUGUAUGUAUUUACAGCCACGCUUGCCUUCCACCUUUAGAAGUGUUCAACUUUGACUCAUGGACUGUCAGUGACAAUCAUGUUUUUAGUUUGUUUUUACCCACCUACACAAUAAUCAGAGAGAGAGAGAGAGAAAUAACUCUAAUGAAAGUAAUCAUGAAUGUGAGGUUUUUAACCUUUAAUAAGUGUGUGUAUGUUGGCGAGGGAGUGGUGUGUGUUGGUGUGUUUGGAGGGGAUUUAGGUAAACAUGUUGGGCGGGGUUUUUGUUACGUCCACUUUUAAAGAAAAAGCAUGUGGAAUGUGGAAAAAGCUCGAGGAGGAAGGACGCACAGAGUUGAAGCACACCAUUGCCGUGAAACGUUUAGUUUUUCAUUCACUUCUUUUUAAAUUCAGACAGAUUAAAUGAACGGAGCAGAGACAGGUCAACACACACACACACACAGACGGUGGCCUGAAGACUGACGUACGUAACCAAAGACGAAGCACUCUUGUAUUAAUAAGCUUUCAUCCAGUUAUAUUUUUGUACUUAUUGCUUCUUGUAUUUGUACUAUGCAUUUAUUUAGUGUGUUUGUUAAACCCAAGAAAAGCAGUCCUUGUAUUCACGUGAUAAUAUAUUGUGUUCUGUUUCCUUGUUCUCUAUAUGAUGUAGUAAUAUAUUUUCACAUGCAGCUAUAGCAGUAGGACAGCGUAUGAGACAUGCAAAAGGAAACGUUUGUUUGGAAAGGAUGUGAUGCUAUUUCGUAUGCCAAACAAUGAAGAAUAGAAUUAAACUGAAAUGAUGUGGUACCUAAA